AUAACACUUUUCAGGCAUUGAGCAUUGAUUGUGAUUGAUUGAGUUUGAGUUGAUCUAGAAUUUCUAGAUCUAGAGUCUAGACGAGUCUAGAUAGAUCUAUAUAGAUUUAAAUUUUGAGUGAGUCUGGAGUCCACCACAGAUGUCAGAUGAUCUCUUGUGACUAGUCGUGUCUUGCAUCUCUUUACCAGGGCAGAGUACCAAGGGACUGGAAAGAAGCUAAUGUCAACCCCCUAUUUAAAAAAGGAGAAAAAUCUGACCCAGGAAACUACGGACCAGUAUCACUUACCAGCAUCACAUAAUUUUUCAUUGAUCAUGGAGCAUACAAAAUCUGGUCACCGUAUACUAAUGACUCCUGAAGACAUCAUUUCUAUUAAGGCUGAUGUAAUAGUCAGUUCCAUCCACCCAAGUAAGAAUCUGUCCAAUGGGUUUUUGUCUCGUCACAUUAGCACCAAUGGAGGCCCAGAAAUAUGCAAAGAAGUAUUAAAAGAUUCAUCAGAUUUAAUCUAUGGACAGAUUUUGCAGACAUCACCUGGUAAGCUGACAUCAAAAUGCAUUCUGUUUGUUUGCCUUGCAGAAUGGAAUGGAGAAAACGAAGAGGCUCUUCGUCAAAGUGUGUAUGAAUGUUUGAAAAAGGCUAAUGAUAGCAGCUUUACAAGUAUAGCCUUCCCUGCUCUUGGCAUGGGAGGUUUAAAGUACAAGCCAUUUAUAUGUGCCACUUCAAUGUUGACAGCUAUUGUCCAGUACUUUGAUGACUGUCCAGAAUCAUCAUUAGAAGCAGUUCACAUUGCAGUUCAAAAUAAGGAUCCUAUACUUGUUCAGACAUUUAUUGACACUUGCUGUGCUUUUAUUAUGCAAACAAUAGAAGCAGAAGAUACUGAACUAAAUGUGAAUGGCCUGGACAAAUUUGAAAAUCUACCUACGAAGGAAGCUGAACCCAAGCCUCUCCCCUCUAACAAGGCCCCUCCUGAUAAGUCAACACACUCUGUUCAAGCAGGUGCUUCUGCUUUGCCUGUUCAAAUCGCUUCGAUGGUGUCUUCAAUGCUUCCAACCAAAGGGAUCAGAUUGGGCUGUGCCAGAAAUUCAACAUCACCAAUCGCCUUCAUAAUAGAGCCUGGAUUUAAUCUUUCUGACAAGUCAUUCACUUUAAAAGCAGAGAUACGACUGAGCCUUCCAAAACUGUUUGCAAGAUUUUUCAAAAAGUAGAAGACUCAAUAUUUGAAUUAAAACAAAAAUUCAUAACAAAUUGAAAUUUUAAAUUAAAAAAAAAUAAUGAUGGCUUAAAAAAAUUAAAAAAAAAUAGCACUUGUCCAAAUUUUUUAUGUUACAUAUAAUAUGAAAAUGGACAUAUCAAAAUGGACAUAUCAAAAUGGACAUAUAAUAUAGCUGUUUACUUAUUCAGAGCUUGGUGAGAAAACUAAAAAAUUCAACAUACACAUUUUUUUUUCUCUGUAUAAGAAAUAUUCUGCCUGAAAUAUUUCUUCUGUCAACCCAAGAAUGUCCCUCAAAGUUUUUUUUCUCUCAAUUUUUUUUAAACCUAACAACUCAUUACCAACACAAUGUACAGUUGUUAACUGGUAAUUUAUCAGUAUUACUCAAUAUUUAAAUCUUUGAUUCACAGAGGUACAAGGUAUUUUGAUCUCAGGGUGUAGAGUUUGUAACUGUUAAUUGAUCAGUAUUUCUCAAUAUUAAAAUCUUCCAUUCACAGGUGUACGAGGUAAUUUGAUCUCAUGGUGUAGAGUUUGUAACUUGUAAUUGAUCAGUAUUACUCAAUAUUUAAAUCUUCCAUUCACAGGGGUACAAGGUUAUUUGAUCUCAGGUUGUAGAGUUUGUAGUUUCCAUGUUCUCCCUCCUCAGGCCACACCAUCUCAUUGACCUGUCUCAAAAGUUUCUAAAAUAGUAUCCCUAAAACCGAAUCCUAUUUGAUCUCAGGUUGUAGAGUUUGUAGUUUCCAUGCUCUCCCUCCUCAGGCCACACCAUCUCAUUGCCCUGUCUCAAAAGUUUCUAAAAUUUUAUCCCUAAAACCGAAUCCUAUUUAAUCUCUUUCCUAUCACUAAUUAUAUUGCUGGUGACAGUAAGUGUGUUUGUUUUGAGUGACUAGCAGUGUAUUGUGUGGGACAGUGUAUGGACAAAUAAAUUGACCUUUAUUGCUAGUAUUUGGUUGAAAGAGAUGUUAAUAAAGUGUGUUAUGUAGGACUGAUGUAGAAGUGGGUCAGUGCUGAAUGAGGCUAAGCGUUACUGAUCGAGGUCGAAUGUGGUUCAAGUUUAUUGUUGAUAGUCAUUAAGUCUAUUUUUUUUUUGGUGUCGGCUAGAUUUCUAAUACAUAUAAAAAUGUUUUACUUCUUAAAAUCUUAAUUUGUCUCUUUCAAAGGAUAAGUUUGAAUGCAGGCAACCUCAAGUCAUUAUGGACUAUUAAAUUUGUAUAUCUCUCUCUAUAUAUUUAUAUAUUUUAUUUUUGUUUACAAUAGGUUAAACCAGUGAUGGCCAAAAUACAGCCCAUCCGGCCCGCAACAUGGUUCCAUCCCCCCACCAAAAGAAUAAUAAAUUGAAAAACAUAUCUUUACCUUUGAGAGGGGCUUCAUUUUUUAAUUGAUAGAUUGGUACCGUGACCUUUAACAGUUGGACUUUUGAGACAUGGGACUCAGAAUGUAGGACCAGGAAAAGUGAACGGAUCUUUAUUUUUUUGUGGAACAUAAUGAUAGGCCAAUAUGUUCGUUUUAUAAAGAAAAUGUAGUUAGUUGAAAAACAACAUAAAAACGGAAUUAUGAAACAAAUAUGGCGGUAUUCUUGGUUUCAGCUAUGCUUAGAGAUUGGAGAAUCCAUGAAAAUAUUUACCAAAAAAGAGACCAGAAAAUGAGCCCAUGGUAAUGCUGGCUACAAUGUUGCUCACAUUUUAAGUAAAGAAUUGAAGCCAUUUUCCGACGCGUAAAAAAAAGGUAAACUUUAAAUAUUUAAUUAAUUAUAGUAAAUGCUAGAUCACUUCGGGUUUCUAUUAAAAUAGUUUUGAGUCAAUUUUAUUUCAUUUUUGUACCUUUUCUUGAUGUGGCCUGCCACGCUAUUGCUAGAAAUUAAAAUGGCCCGCAAUUCGAAUUAGGUUGGGCAUAAUUGGGUUAUACCAAGAGUAUUAGGGUUAGGGGCAAGAGUUUGUAUAAUGAUAUUGUAAAGAAUCUCUCUAUCCAGGCUCAAAACAACAACUACUCAAAGAAGUUGACAACUCAAAGCUCCAAAAUAAUGUAACACUUAAAUGUCUAAUAAAUCACAGCCAAUACUGUACAACUCUCAAGUAACACUGACUGUUUAAAUGCUUCACCAUAGAUAACAAUACUGCCGUAUACAUUCCGUACUGCUGUGACAAAUGUUUCUAGCCUCUCUGUCUUGUCGUGGACUUGCACUGGGUUCAUCUGUUUAGGACUGACUUCAAACUGGACUCUGCACCAGACUGGGUCUUGACUCUGAAUCCAAACCAUACCUUCUCGACUGUGACACCUUUAUAUUGGGUCCCAGAAAGCCUUUUCAAGAGCAAUGGAAGAUUGCUAGUCUUUUCUCAAUAAUCAUCUGACUAUGAUGUGACUUUCCUGAAGCAUUGCCACUCGUCACGGUUGACCGCUUGUUUAGCGCUGGCUGGUGUUAUGUGUUUCAUCUGAUUACAUACACACAAUUAGCCCUCUCCCUAUCACCAGCAAAGUUAUAACAAUAUUUUACAUUUUGUGUAAAGAGAAAUUUAAUCUCUUCCAAGCAUCAAAAGUCUUUAAAAUUCUGAUAUUUCUAUUUAUUUUGUGUGCAAUCUGCUCCCUAAGUCAUUUUUAAAGUUUUCUUUUCUUUAUUGUUUAUUAGUAUGGGUUGUGACUUUUUAUUUUGAUUCAUUUGAACUUUUAUCUAUGAACUACUGUGAACUACCUUGUUAGUAUAAAUAUUGACUUUCAUUUCUUUUUGUUAUUUAAUUCCUUUUUUUUUUUGUUCAUACUAAUUUUAAAACUUCAGAGUUUUAUUUUUUACAACCCUCAAGAUGGGAAAAGCUGCAAUUAGUAUUGUGUAGUAUCUUUGUCCAGCUGUCAGUUCAGAUCUCACAAAUUGAAAACGCUGUUAAAAAUCCAAUUUCACCAUAUUUUGUAGCAUUCUAAAAGUAGCCUCAACAGCUACUUCUGGUAUUCUGAAGAGGAACACCCUUUUUUUUUUAAAAUUAAAUACGCUAACAUUUUUUUAUACAAUAUUUUUUAAAACAAUACUUAAAAGAUUUGAUUUGUAUAGUAUUAACAACUAAUAGUAAUGAAUGGGUUUAUCAAAAGAAGGUGAAUUUUUUUUUGUAACAUUUAUUUAUGUAUAAAAUUAUACUUAUGGUCUACUGAAAAUGCUUUUUUUUUUAAAAAUGUAGAAUGUGCAUUGUGUGCAUAUAAAAAUGCAUAUUUUUUUAAAAGUCACAAGUUUUAAACACUUCCUAACACAGUGUUUACACCAAAAUGUCCAAAAUUUCUUUUUGUCUACAUGUAGAAAAUCCUGUUACGAACUCAUGGAUAUGAGUGAUCGCAGGCAGUGAUGUUUAAAAUGUACAAUUUGUAUGGGGAAGAUAGCAUUGUGUUAUUGAUAGUUUGUAGUUUAUUAUAUAUGAACUUUUCCUAAAUUUUUAAAACUCAAACUUACCAAACAGCUGAUGCAUGGUUGUGCCUAUGAAUUAGUUUCAAAAUCAACCUUUGUUAUUUCUUCUUUUGCUAUGUUCACUCCAAGGAAAUUGUACUUUGCCAUACAAGUGUAGUUUUAUGCCUACAUGCUUAGACUUAAAGACUUUUAACAAAAUAUUAUGUAGUAUACCUAAAUACAACAUAUGUUUGUAUAAUUAUAGUUAUAGUUAUGUCAAAAGAUUUGUUGUAAACUAAAAUAAAAUAGUAUUGGUAGUUCAAAUGUAUUAGUUACUUACUUCUGUCUUCUGAAGUUUAGCCAAGAUGGAACUUUUUUUUUUUAGGUUUCGUCAAGGAUUUGAAAAAUAUUUUUUUAAUGUUAAUUUUAUGUUAAUUCUAGUGCUCUUUCUGAAAACAUUGAAACCUGCCUUUUUACCUGCGUGGGUAGACCACUUCGGAGUCCGAUUUUAAGUUACGUGUGUUUCCAAACAAACUGCCUUUGUAACCAUAUUUAAAUUUAAAAAGCUUGAUUUAAAACUGGGAGUGAAGAAUGUUUUAUAUUUUGAAUGUCAAUAUGUUAAACUUUACUUUAUAGACCACAUGCAUUUUUGUACCACAAACCCACACCCUGAAACUGCCCUUCUACCUACAAUGUGAUAAUUGCUAAAAAAUAAUUUUAAUUUUUCAUAAACUGUUUAUGGUUGCUAAAGAGUAUUUAAAAGAAUCACAAACACUUCA
Biomphalaria glabrata is the source of this 5348-nucleotide messenger RNA. Its product is annotated as protein mono-ADP-ribosyltransferase PARP14-like. Gene Ontology annotation, cellular component: cytoplasm; nucleus. Bases 220 to 1203 code for a protein of 327 amino acids. Gene Ontology annotation, molecular function: transcription corepressor activity. The transcript has 8 exons. NCBI's taxonomy places the organism in Eukaryota, Metazoa, Mollusca, Gastropoda, Planorbidae. The record is from RefSeq and is a predicted model, not a curated record. Gene Ontology annotation, biological process: negative regulation of gene expression.